Encephalitozoon cuniculi GB-M1 is the source of this 1179-nucleotide messenger RNA. RefSeq names its product diacylglycerol ethanolamine phosphotransferase. The record is from RefSeq and is marked provisional. Gene Ontology annotation, cellular component: membrane. The transcript has a single exon. NCBI's taxonomy places the organism in Eukaryota, Fungi, Microsporidia, Unikaryonidae. Gene Ontology annotation, molecular function: phosphotransferase activity, for other substituted phosphate groups. Gene Ontology annotation, biological process: phospholipid biosynthetic process. The coding region runs from base 1 to 1179 and encodes 392 amino acids.
AUGCUAGGAGCAAAAUUCUUCAGAAUGAAGAUGGAGCCAGACGAGGUUUCAAGUCUGAGAAAGCAUAGAUUUGUUGGAACAGACAAUUCCAUCCUCGGAAGGUAUGUACUUCACCACUACACAAACUGGAUGCUGGAAAAGAUACCGGCAUUCGUGGCCCCAAACAUGCUGACACUUUGCGGGCUCAUUGCAAUGGUAGCAAGCCUGGCCCUAACCCUGGCAUUUGACCCUUGUUUGUGCAGCCCGCCAGCCUUCCUUUCCUUAGCAAACUUUCUUCUAAUGUUUGUGUACUUUACGUGCGACAACCUGGAUGGCGCCCAGGCUAGAAAAACGGGAUCCGGGUCCUCGCUGGGCCAGCUUUUUGACCACGGGGUGGACUCAUGCUGUGCCCUCAUCACAAGCAUAGCCCUCUCCUCCACAUUUGGAUUCGGCCUGUCUCCGAAGUUUCUGAUUUUCACCUUGGCCGUCAUGGUACAGUUCUACCUUGCUGGAAUUGAGGAGAAGUUCACCGGGCGCUUUGUUCUCGGGAGGAUAAGUGGAGCCUCUGAAGGCGUGGUGUUUGCCAUGGGGGCACACCUGGCCACCUUCUUAUGCGGCAAGAGGCUUUUCCGGCAUCUUUUUUCGGACAACUUUCUCUGGCCUGUCAAGAAGAUUUACUCCUCAAUACUGGGAACCGACAAUUUUAGUGCUGUUUCGGUAAUCAUUGGAACGGCCCUGGUCUUCAACACUGCAUCAACUCUGAUAUCAAUAGAGUUCAAAAUGCAUUUCCCUCGGAGGCUCCUGCUGUACUCCACCAUUCUGAGGGUCAUGUCGUUUGUCACCUCGUUUGUCAUCCUGCACAACACUCUCAGCACAGAAAGCCUAUGGAUACGGCACCUGAACAUCCUGAUGUUUGGGCAGAUAUUUUCGAUAAAGUACGUGAAUGAGGUAUGCUCCUACAUCAUCAGAAGAGACCCUUUUCUGUUCACGCCGCCGUACCUGAUGUAUCUCACGGUUUCUGCCGUCCUACAGCUGCAGUAUCUCAAGGAGUUCCGGGAAACACUUGUGGCCAUUUCUUUUCUCCUUUCUUCCAUGUACUAUCUCCUGGUGGCUCUGAGGAUAAUAAUCACAUUCAAGGAGGCCUUAGGAAUCAGCUUUCUGUCGAUUACAACAAGCGAUAAGUCCAAGGCCGGCGGAUAG